AACUUUCUUCACUUGUUCUUUACUUCUUCCACCAUGGUUGUUCAAUCACAGCCUGCAACAUUAACCCAUUGUUCUUUAAUCGAAACAUGCAACAAACCCACCACUGUUUUCACAUCAAUCCCAGUGAUAAACCUCGAAGACCCCGAAUCGAAGUUUUUGAUGGUGAAAGCAUGUGAAGAGUAUGGGUUCUUCAAGGUGGUGAACCACUGUGUUCCAAUGGAGUUUAUUACAAGGUUGGAAAGUGAAGCAGUUGAGUUCUUCAAUCUACCUCAGUCUGAAAAGGACAAAGCUGGUCCACCUGACCCUUUUGGUUAUGGAAGCAAGAGGAUUGGAUCCAAUGGUGAUGUUGGUUGGAUUGAGUAUCUCCUUCUCAAUACCAACCCUCAAGUUGUUUCUCUCAAAACCCUUGCCAUUUUCCGACAAAGGCCAGAAGUUUUCCGAAGCUCAGCCGUAAACGACUAUAUCCAGGCAGUGAAAACACUGGCAUUUGAAGUACUGGAACUGAUAGCCGAUGGUCUGAAAAUCGAGCCAAGGGAUGCAUUGAGCAAACUAUUAAGAGACGAGAACAGUGACUCGUGUUUCAGGCUAAACCAUUAUCCACCUUGUCCGGAGCCGGAGGCACUGAGUGGUAGGAAUUUGGUGGGGUUUGGGGAACACACUGACCCGCAGAUAAUAUCUGUCUUGAGAUCCAACAACACAUCUGGUUUGCAAAUUUGUCUGAAAGAUGGCACUUGGGUUUCAGUCCCACCUGAUGAAUCUUCCUUCUUUAUCAAUGUUGGAGAUGCCUUGCAGGUAAUGACAAAUGGGAGGCUCAAAAGUGUGAGGCAUAGGGUAUCGGCAAACACACACAAAUCAAGGGUUUCAAUGAUCUAUUUUGGAGGUCCACCUUUAAGUGAAAAGAUAGUCCCAUUAAUUUCACUAAUGGGAAAACAAGAAGAAAGCUUAUACAAAGAGUUCACAUGGUGGGAAUACAAGACUUCGGCUUACAAGUCAACGUUAGCUGACUAUAGGCUUGGGUUGUUCCAGAAAACUCCAAGUACAAGCAAAUGAUGGUUCAUCCAAACCCUAUUUUACCUUAAAAUUUAGGGUUUUUUCUUUGUGGUCCAAGAGUUGACUCUACCUCCUAUAGCCUA
Hibiscus syriacus is the source of this 1133-nucleotide messenger RNA. RefSeq names its product gibberellin 2-beta-dioxygenase-like. The coding region runs from base 34 to 1050 and encodes 338 amino acids. The transcript is spliced from 3 exons. Gene Ontology annotation, biological process: gibberellin catabolic process; response to light stimulus. Lineage: Eukaryota; Viridiplantae; Streptophyta; Magnoliopsida; Malvales; Malvaceae. The record is from RefSeq and is a predicted model, not a curated record.